Molecule: messenger RNA, 3823 nt
Organism: Cynoglossus semilaevis (tongue sole)
Lineage: Eukaryota; Metazoa; Chordata; Actinopteri; Pleuronectiformes; Cynoglossidae
Gene: srp68
Product: signal recognition particle 68
Exons: 16
Coding region: 304-2082 (592 amino acids)
Biological process (GO): SRP-dependent cotranslational protein targeting to membrane
Cellular component (GO): signal recognition particle, endoplasmic reticulum targeting
Molecular function (GO): endoplasmic reticulum signal sequence receptor activity; signal recognition particle binding; 7S RNA binding
Source: RefSeq, a predicted model, not a curated record
CUUCGAUUAGGUUAUGAACUUUCCCCAUAAUGUAGAUUACCUGGCAACAUCAUAGCAAAGUUGACUGACAGAGACUAUUUCGUAUUUUUGCUAAAACAGACCUAAAAAUCACACUUUGUUAUAAAUAUAGUCCUUUAAUUAUUGUUCGAAUUCUUUACAAGUCCUAGGUUUUGUGACUGCAUCUGAGCUUUCGCUCUAACUAAAUCUCGCGAUCUUUAGACGUAGUCUUCGAGAAUGGCUCGUCACCGGUUAGGCUCGCCGACUGAUUGAGCAUGUGUGGCGAUUAGCCGUUAGCAUAUAGAGAUGGCCGCUGACAAGCAAAACGAAGGAAAACUGUCCCUUACGGAUGAAAAUAAAGAAAACUCAUCGGACGGAGGAAUUGGACUGGAAAUCUUGCAAAUAAUCAAAGAGUCUCAGCAACAGCAUGGCCUCAGGCACGGAGAUUACCAGAGAUACAGGGGUUACUGCUCCCGCAGGCUUCGUCGCCUGCGUAAGACUCUUGGCUUCAAGAUGGGGAACCGACACAAGUUUGUUGGGAAGAAAAUAAAUGUGGAGAUGCUUUCUGACAGCAGAUAUCUGUUGUUGGUUUUGAUGGAAGCAGAGCGGGCGUGGAGCUACGCCAUGCAGCUGAAACAAGAGGCCAAUACAGAGCCACGUAAACGAUUCCACUUGCUCGCACGUUUGCGCAAGGCUGCGAAGCAUAGUGAGAAGCUGGAGAAGCUCUGUGAAAGCCCCCGUGUUGAUGCCAAGACCAAACUGGAGGCACAGGCCUACACUGCAUAUCUCACUGGCAUGGUGGAGUUUGAACUGCAGGAAUGGAAACGUGCUAUGGAAGCUUUCAACAAAUGCAAGACUAUCUAUGAGAAACUAGCAAGUGCUUUCACCGAGGAGCUGGCCAUUCAGUACUGCCAGCGGGUUGAAGAGAUAUCACCAAACAUCCGCUACUGCGCCUACAAUAUUGGUGACCAGAACGCCAUCAAUGACCUGAUGCAGAUGAGACUGACUGGAGGUGGAGGAGGAAUGAUGGCUGAAAAGCUGGAGACUUUGAUCACACAGGCAAGAACCAAACAGGCAGCCACUAUGAGUGAAGUGGAAUGGCGAGGGCGCACGGUGCCGGUCAAGAUUGACAAGGCCCGCAUCUUUCUUUUGGGUCUUGCGGACAACGAGGCUGCUAUAACUCAGGCUGCCAAUGAGGAGACCAAAGAGCAUCUGUAUGAGACCCUGCUGGCUGAGUGCAGGGAUACCAUCCAGGCUGUGAGAGAGGAGCUGAAGAGUGAAGCUAAACAGCGGGAGAGGAGCAAUGAGGGCGACUGUGGCAAAACCUCGAACCUGCAGUUCCUGCACAGCUACCUAACCUACAUCAAGCUGUGUACUCUGGUGAAGAGGAAUGAGUGUAUGGCUCAUGCUCUCCAGGCUAAACUGAAAGAGAUUGUGACUGACGAGAGCAAGAGGGGUCCUCGUCCACAGGACCUGAUCCGCCUCUAUGACAUCAUCCUGCAGAGUCUGGCCGAGCUCUCCACCCUGCAGGGUCUGGAGGACGACCACAUCUUCCAGAAGGAGGUGUCCCUCAAGAUUCUGGUCUACAAGGCUUACAGGUGUUUCUUCAUCGCUCAGUCUUAUGUGCUGGUGAAGAAGUGGAGUGAGGCUCUGGUUCUGUAUGAGCGAGUGCUGAAAUAUGCCAAAGAGGUUCAGUCUAAAUCCAAGAGCCUUAACAACAGUCUCAAGGAUCUUCCUGAUGUUCAGGAGUUGAUCGCCGAGGUCAAUGCAGAGAAGUAUUCACUUCAGGCGGCUGCCAUCUUAGACACUGAUGAGACCCCUGAGGUUCCAACUCAGCAGCAGGUGAAAGACAACACGCCUCUCUGCGAACACCUGGACAACUUCCGCAUCGACCCCACCCUAGUUGGAAAACAUCCCAAUCUGGUCCAGUUUCCUCCCGACUUCCAGCCGAUCCCUUGUAAGCCCCUGUUCUUUGACCUUGCUCUCAACCAUGUGGCCUUCCCACCACUGGACGACAAGGUGGAGCAGAAGGGCAAGGGCGGUCUGACCGGAUAUAUCAAGGGCAUUUUUGGAUUUGGCAGCUAAGUCAAACCCUGGUCUUUAACCCAACCAGAGAAUCACAAGGUCUAAGCUUCAACCAGGUGGACUUGAUUCAGUAGUCAAUUUUUUAUUAUUAUUAUUACUUUAAUUUGUGGUGCAACUUGAACUUUGCAGUUCUGAGGAGGAGCCGAAAGUCUUAAGCUUUAAGAAAAGAUUAGAUAAAAAAAAAUGAAAUCCCAUUAGAUCGAUAAUAAAGACCUGAGUCCUCCAGUUACCUUUAAUGACAGCAACAGGCUGCAUUGUUUCCCAGUGUUUCAGCUCCGUCACUGAUGGCACCGGAGCCGUGGAGGAGUUUCUGACUUUUCUAGUUUUACAGGUUGUCAUACCACAGCGGUAAGGUCCACAGCCAAGAGCUUCAUCUCAAUCUCAACAGUGUGUUUGGCUCCAAUCACAACACUGUUUUUUUUUGUCAUUGUUAAUUUCAUCGCCUUAAUUUCAUCCCUUCUUAGUGUUUGUGUUGCCUCUGUGUCUGUUGAAGACUGGUCUAAAUUACAAAGUGCGGUCUUUUCUGAGCUCCUGAACUGACUGACGAUCAGUGGGCGGCAGCUAAUCCCUCCAUCAGGAUGAGGAUCAUGUUCUCCACCUUAGCUAACAUCUGUCAUUCUACGGUGAAUGUGCUGUAGACCUGCUCUCUGUCUUCAGUCAUUUCAGUUCAUUUACUAACAACUAGGGAUGGCACGAUCCUCUACUCAGGAUCAGCAUUGGUCAAAACUUUAGGAUCGCUUAUUGAAAAGGAACAACUACAGCUUGUCUGAACCGAUCUGAGCACAAAUGCUGAACUAACUUUGUGCGGCAUACGGUGAACAGGGACAGUAAUGCCUCAGCAACGGCAGACCGCGGGCCAGUGGAGGAGAAAAGGUGUUUGAUUGAUAUUGGCAUCGGUAGAUACUCUAAGUUGCAGUAUUGGUAUCGGACAUGGAAAUAUAGUAUGGAGCCAUCCCUAGAAACAGGUGCUUCAAGGGGGGGGCGGGGGGGCGGCAUGGGGAGCACACUACAGCAAAGGUGGUGCAAAGUGGACCAUAGAAAAGAAGCGUCUUAUGUUGUACUCCACAUCUGUCCAGCUCUUAACUUAGAUGACAACUGGGAGACUCUGGACAGUUGGAGCAGCAUUAGCAGGAAAAGGAUAAACAAAGUCCAGGGACCAGUCUGUAAUGUCCAAAUAAUCCUGCAGAUUUUUAAGUUUUUAACAUCCCCUCACAUUUCCAUGGAUCUUCUCAUCAAUAAUCAUGUAGUAGAGUAGAACCUUAGAAAUGAACUGAUGAAUUAUUUAUUUUAAAAACGGUUUAACCUUGUAUCCAGAUGAUAUUGUUAAAUGACCUUCCAUUCUUCUCACCACCACCUGUGUCUGUGAAGGUUACGUCAUCAACGUCUCCGCGUCGUUGGUUGUUAAACAGCAACAGCACAGAUUUGAAUCCGACCUGAUCAUUUACUCCAUCUUUAAUAAUGCGGUUUAUAUCAGAUGUUUUUUUUUUUGUUCCUGAAAAGCUGGUGAAACUGACACGGACUGUUCUUCCGCCCACUCAUGCUUCCCCUUUUAAACCUAAUGAAUCUUUUUUGUGGCUUUCAUGAUGGAUGGAUGAAUGAAUGAAUACGAAGUCGCUGGAGGAGUUCCAGCUGGUCACCUCAAAACAACAUAGAGAACCUUUAAUUAUUGUAAACAACAUGAACAGUGAUGUAUGAUCAGAGUGAAUUUAGUUCUCAGCUUAAUUAUUAAAAUAUAUUUGCA